This is a messenger RNA of Lasiosphaeria miniovina, 924 nucleotides long. RefSeq names its product S-adenosyl-L-methionine-dependent methyltransferase. The record is from RefSeq and is a predicted model, not a curated record. The annotation marks the transcript as partial. Gene Ontology annotation, molecular function: methyltransferase activity. The transcript has 5 exons. NCBI's taxonomy places the organism in Eukaryota, Fungi, Ascomycota, Sordariomycetes, Sordariales, Lasiosphaeriaceae.
UACCACUCGUACGAGGACUUGUGGUACCCGAUCCCCAACGACGAGAGGGAGCAGGAACGCGAAAACAUGAGGCACGCCAUGAUGCUGGAGUUGACCGAGGGGAAACACUUCUUUGCGCCGAUAGGCGACAGUCCGCAGAAGAUCAUCGACCUAGGUACCGGUACAGGCAUAUGGGCGAUUGAGGUCGCCGAGAAAUUCCCCUUAGCCAACGUGUUGGGUAUCGAUAUCACGUCAAUACAGCCGAUCUGGGUACCGCCAAAUCUGGGCUUCCUUGUCGACAACAUCCAAAGGGACUGGCACAACGGCGAAGACUUCGACUUCGUGCACGCGCGCCACAUGUUCCCGCUGCUCGAGAGGCCCAACAAAGUCCUCGCCGAGUCUUUCGCACACCUCAAGCCCGGGGGCUGGUUCGAGUGCCAAGAACUCGAUGCUAUCGCGUUAUGCGACGACGGGACGGUCCCUGCCGACUAUCGCUUGGGCAAAUUUCUGGAUCUGGCCGCGCAUGCCCUGAGAAUAUUCGGCUACGACAUGCAGAUCGCCACCAAGCUCGAGGAGCCGAUCAAAGCCGCCGGGUUUGUGAACGUAACGUGCAAGAAGUUCAAGGUGCCCGUGGGCACGUGGCAACAGGACGAACGGUUGCGGUCGGUUGGGCAGUGCCUCCGUGACGCCCUCGAGCAGAUGCUGGGCGCCUUCGGGGCGAGGCUGUUCGCCGAGUUGGGCAUGUCUCAGGCCGAAAUCGAAGUCUUCUUCGUGGGCGUGCGCCAGGAUCUGAGAAACGACGAUUACCACAGCUACCUGGAGUACAUAUUCUGGACGGGGCAGACGCCGGGCCAGCCCCACGCAACGACGACGCGACAAGCCGUAACUAAAACUUGCCGGUUACCGGACUCGAUGCAUCUUUCCUCGGUUGGUGUUUCGUUAUAG